CUCACAACCCUGGAUUUAGCCGGCCAAUGCUCAAACUACUGAGCUAUCCCUCCACUGCCCAGCAAUGAGAGCCACAGGAUAUAUAUGUAUUGUGCCUAGACGCAUGUCCUUUUAUCCAUUCUAAAUAUCUUUCAUUUUAUUGGCUAUCCCAUUGUUCUCUUCUAAUGAUGAAAGAGCAGCAAAUUUAAAGUCUCCAUACCUUCUUUAUUUUGUGUCUCACUCAUGUCCCCUCUUUUUUCCAUCUCUUCUCCAGACUGAAUAGUUCCAAUAGGUCUUCAGAUGACAGGGCCUCCAUGUCUUUAAUAACAUUUUCAUCAGUUGUCUCAGAGCCUUCUGAAUACUGGAAGAAAAUGACCAGGGUUCCCCAGGUAUAAUAUGUUAGAGAAGCACUGACCUAGGGACACCUUGGGAAGGGGUAUGCAAUAAAGCCUUCUAUUUGCCACCUUCUCUGUAUCCAAAGGGUUCGUGGGAAACUGGAUUAAUUUGGUGAAUACUCCUAAUUUUCAUCCAAUAACAAACUGUCAAUCUCCCCAUUGCUCAAGGGGUAAUGUGGCAACAAGUGUUGUCCUAUUGCUGAGUCAUGCCCUCACCUGUGGAUACUGUGUUAGGAUCCAGCCCUCAAAGGUGACUGGUGCUGUAGGGAAGAAGGACAUUUCUAUUGGAUGGCAGCAGCUGUCAAUCACACCCACUCCCUGCUCUGGACAGCAUUAAUACCAUCUGUGAAGAAGAAAGUUUCUGGUACUUUUCUGGGCUCUGUCUUGGUUAGAAGUGUUUGGUAUCCCUAGAAAUUUCUUGAGAUCCUUUCUAGCUAAAUCUUCCAGAUAGACAAAUGGAGUCCCAGGUGCGCCAGAACUUCCAUGCUGAAUGUGAUGCUGCUGUGAACCGCAUGGUAAACCUGGAGCUGUAUGCCAGCUAUGUCUACUUGUCCAUGUCCUACUACUUUGACCGUGAUGACGUGGCCCUGAGGCACGUGGCCCAGUUUCUGAAGGAGCAGUCCCAUGAGGAGAGGGAGCAUGCAGCAAAGUUCCUGAAAUACCAGAACAAGCGAGGGGGACGCAUUGUCCUGCAGGACAUCAAGAAGCCAGAGCGGGAUGAGUGGGGGAACAGCCUGGAGGCCCUGCAAUGUGCCCUGCAGCUGGAGAAGACUCUGAACCAGGCACUGCUGGACCUGCACAAGCUGGCUAUGGAGAAGAAUGAUCCCCAUUUAUGUGACUUCCUAGAGUCUGAGUAUCUGGAGGAGCAGGUGAAGGCCAUCAAGCAGCUGGGAGACCACGUCACCAACCUGAAGCGCCUGGGGGUGCCCCAGAACGGCAUGGGAGAGUACCUGUUUGACAAGCUCACCCUGGGGGAGAGCAGCUGAACUCUGCACUAGGGACCUGAACAGUAGUGUAGAUCAUGAUGUCAUAGCUGCAUUACUCUGGAUAUAGAUCAGAAAAUAGAUGCCUUGUCUUACCUAAAUACUGAGAAUAAAA
Messenger RNA from Trachemys scripta elegans, 1472 nucleotides. RefSeq names its product ferritin heavy chain A. The record is from RefSeq and is a predicted model, not a curated record. Lineage: Eukaryota; Metazoa; Chordata; Testudines; Emydidae. Gene Ontology annotation, cellular component: cytoplasm. The transcript is spliced from 4 exons. Gene Ontology annotation, molecular function: ferrous iron binding; ferric iron binding. Bases 830 to 1360 code for a protein of 176 amino acids. Gene Ontology annotation, biological process: intracellular iron ion homeostasis; iron ion transport.